CGUAACUUCAAUUUGUAAAGAUAUUCGCGGCGUUGUAGUUUACGAGUAUUAUAAUUGUUGUUCUAUUAUUACUGUGUAGUUUUGUUUUUUUGUUUUAUUUAUUUUGCAUUUAAUAUAGUGUAUUUAAAGCUAAAGAUCAAAACUACAGCAAAAAAAAGGACGAAAGCGUGAAAAAUGAAAUAUUUUAUGGUAUUAGCUAUUUUGUGGGCAAGUAAUGGUAUUUACGAUUGCCAAAAAGUUGAACCACGUAGAGAUGAUGAGUAUCCUCCACCAGAACUAAUAAAAAUUUUAAGACCUGUGCAUGAUUCAUGCAUUCAAAAAACUGGAGCAACAGAAGAGGCAAUUAAACAGUUUAGUGAUGGUGAAAUUCAUGAUGAUCCAAAACUAAAAUGUUAUAUGUAUUGUGUAUUUGAGGAAACUGAUGUUCUACAUGAUGAUGGUGAGGUACAUUUAGAAAAAUUACUUGAUUCUUUACCAGAGUCAAUGCAUAUGAUAGCAGUACAAAUGGGAAAGAAAUGCCUUUAUCCUAAAGGUGAAAAUUCAUGCGAAAGAGCUUAUUGGUUACAUAAAUGUUGGAAGACAGCGGAUCCUAAACAUUAUUUCUUGAUUUAGAAAUUAAACUGAAUUUUCAUUCUAUGGAUUAUUUCGCUUGUAUUGUUUUUUUUAAAUUAUUUUAAGUGCACAUUAAAUUGUUAUUAAAUUCAUUGAAAU
Molecule: messenger RNA, 711 nt
Organism: Condylostylus longicornis
Lineage: Eukaryota; Metazoa; Arthropoda; Insecta; Diptera; Dolichopodidae
Product: general odorant-binding protein 83a-like
Exons: 5
Coding region: 175-612 (145 amino acids)
Biological process (GO): sensory perception of smell
Molecular function (GO): odorant binding
Source: RefSeq, a predicted model, not a curated record